UAGCCUUGACUGAAAACAGUGUCUAGUCAAUGUAACCGUGUUGUGUAGUUGAGUUGAUAGUGAUGGCUCAUCAGUUUUGGAUAUCGUAUCACCCACCAACUGGAAAUAAACAUGCGUCUAGUGGAGAUGAGACCCCACCAAUACCGGAAGAAGAACUUGAGCAACAGAAACUUGAGCACGAAAAGCAACUUCAAAAGGAAAAGGAGUGCCAAGCGAGAGAGGCGGAGGAAAUCAGGCAACUUGAUAUUAAGCUUCUUCAUCAGCGGGCCAUUGAAGCCGAGGAGGACAAAAAGAGAGAAAUCGCCGAGGCAGUAGAAGGACUGCGAGGGAUGAACACGUCCUGGUCCCACCACAGGCUCUGUGACUUGCAGCGCCAGGCUGCAAGACUGCACCACAGUCGCCCUUCGAUACCAGACACAACAAAAUAUCAGCGGAAUAUGUUGAGAAAAUCGUGCAGCACGCAGCUUACCAAGCCGGAGUCCAGCCAAAGUAUUGAUGAUGGGAUCAUCCUAAACUUCAGUAGAUUCGGCCCUUGCCGAGACGCUUCCCUAGACAGCGAUUGUGGCUCCCCAGGGGGCUGCGUUAUUACAGUCAGCGCGGAAUGCAAUGUCACCAGCGAGCACCAUUGGCAAAACUCCACCGUUGAUAUAAGUUCAAAUGCUGACGAUGACUUGGGCCGCCCGCCGUCCUGCCAGGGUUGUCGGGCACCCAUCGCGUCCCUGGAUUGUAUGGACGACUUCAGUGCUAACUCUCAACAGAUGUUGGAUCAAGCCGGCGAGGUAAAUGUGUCGCGACACAUGUCGACUUAUAUGGGAAAUCACACCACCAUGCCAUCGGUGGUGACUCCAGGAUUGCGAUACAAGAAUUUGGGAAAAUCUGGCUUACGAGUGCCCAACAUUGGCCUAGGAAUAUGGGCCAUGCUAAACGAAGAUUGCGCUGAAGACGUCAUCAUGACCGCCCUGGAGAACGGCAUCAACCUUUUUGAUUUGUCUGAAGCACACUGUGCCAAGGGAGAGGCUGAGUUGGGCAGGGUGCUAAAGAAGCGUAACGUUCGGAGAACGAGUGUUAUCAUCACCACCAAAGUAUAUUGGAGCACCAAGUCAGAUGAAAGAGGUCUCUCUCGCAAACACAUAGUUGAAAGUGUUAAGUCGUCACUGUCUCGACUGCAGAUGGAGUACAUUGACGUUGUACUCCUGCAUAAAGUCGAUCCUGUCUGCCCUAUGGAAGAAUUGGUACGAGCCAUGAAUUUCGUGAUAAAUCAAGGAUGGGUCAUGUACUGGGGAACAGCACGUUGGACACCAGCAGAGAUAAUGGAUGCAUAUAGUAACUGCCGUCAGUUUAACUGCAUAACUCCAAUAGUAGAACAAACAGAAUAUCAUAUGUUCUGCCGAGAGAAACCUGAACUUUAUAUGCCCGAGUUGUAUCAUAAGAUCGGUGUAGGUAUGAUGGCAUGGUCAGCCAUUACCACUGGAAAAGGCCUAGGCCGCGAGGAAAUUACUGGUCUAUUCGCAAAAUCUCGAUUCAACAGAAAAUAUAGUACCUUCAGCUGGUGUGAAGAGGAUCUUGCAGUUCCUGAGGACUCUUUGCAGUUGCCCAUCUCCAGCAGUAAGGAUCAAGUGACUGGAGAAGAACCACGCACUUACGGAGACAAGCUACGUGAUCUUUCGAACCUAGCCAAUACAUUAAAUUGCUCAAUGAGCCAAUUGGCUGUGGCUUGGUGUCUAAAGAACGAGUCAGUCAACUGUUUGCUACUGGGUGCUACCAGCGUUGAACAAUUUAAAGAGAACAUUCACGCACUCCAGAUCGUACCACAGCUCACGCCGAUAAUGAUGAUAGAGAUCGAACGAUUACUCGCAAACAAACCACAGCGCCCACCGAUGGUCUCCACCUUGGCAAUGCGUAACCAACAGAAUAACAAUACCGUCCGGGUCGAUAUGACGGGAGCUACAACAUCGGGGACAGGAUCUCCAAAGCCUGAAGGAGAUGUAGUCGACGCUGAGGCGUCCACCCCCAGCAAGGAGCCCGGGCGGGGCUUUUGUGAGAUUCAGUGACCGUGGUGGCGCGGAAGCACUGACUCUGCUUCCAAAUCUAGUAGAUCAAAGGAAUCUCUGAAAGACAAGGAAAAGGAAAAAGAAAAGGAUUCCAAACCAAAAUUCUUCUUAAACAACGCAGGAGAAGUCAUCAAACGUACUGAGCAAGACGGAGUUUCCACUGAUGUCGUGAUAUCAGUAUCAUCGUUGAAAGGUAAGCAACCAGCUAGCGGGGGCAGUAAAGUGAAGAAGUCCAAGUCUGACACGGCACGUCCGCGGUCUUCUUCCUUGCAACGGUCCACUUCAGGACAGUUGUCCCUCGGCAAAGACCGCAGGAAAUCGCGUUUGGACUUGAACUCGCCCGCUGACCCAUAAUUUGAUUGCUUUUGAAUGUACACGUUCUACUGAUACCUGUGCAUCUACCUUUGUACCUACCUAUUAAAACGCGAUACGUCUCCUAGCAAAAAUUUUGCUGUGUAGAAAUAACUGUUACUCAGAAGUUCCAGGGACUGGUAGAAUAAUGUAAUUACAAUAACGUGGCGUGAUAGCAGUCCUUCGAGUUUCUUUACAAAACUACGGUUCUUUCAACACAGACAGAUAACUACCAUCCAUAACCUGCCCUACUGCAGCACGAAAUGCGACCCUUCCACCCAAUUUUUUAAAAGAUUCUUAUAAAACCAGUGAUUUUGCACGAAUUGCCUCAUUAAAAUUUUAACAAAUUUCUUAAUACCUGAUAUCAAAUUAUUGAUAACAUCUGCUCUACAGGUAAAUCAAAGGCAUCAAGUUAAAUAAAAGGACUUUAAGUGAUUGACAAAAGUCUGUGAUGGUUAGAGAUUAAUGGAAAAUAUUUCUUAUGCAAGUAGGUGGAUGAGAUCCUGGAUUAAUCGUAUAAUAAUAAGUUGUAUUUACAUAUUAUACUUAAUACUUGUAGAUGUAAUUGGCACUCGAAAUCUUUUUAUGUAGUGUAAACAAAGUCAAGUAAUGUACUGCAUGCGUAGGGGAUGUUCGUCGUGAACAACCAAGUAGCGUAAGAUAGGUGCUUAGGUACUACCUACUUAGAAUAAAACAUUGUCCACUAUACAACUUUGUGGACGGUUCACCAGCUGAUAGAAUGCCACAGGAGAUGCAAGCACCAAGUACUUCACUGUAGUGUUUAGUAAUCGUAGUCAAUUUGCGGAUCGUUAAAUCGAUAUUUGGAAAUCAUGGUCUCCCAUUACUAGGCGGAAAGGUUAAUCUUCGGAUAGCAAUACCAUUGAGAUUGGCUCUAAACUUUCUGAUAGAAUGUUUUGUUCUGUAAUUGAAUGUGUAAAUACUUCUAAUUACUGAAAAAUUAGACGAUUCCUUUGAAUACUGACUUGAGAAGUCGAGUCUUAUAUUAUCUAUUAAAAAUAAUAAAAACUUUAUCUUAUUUGAAUAUGGCUUUCAGAUCACCGAUUUGCGUCUCUUUUAAAGUUGUUAGUCUGGCUUAAACAUAGUAGUUGUGUCUUUUAUAAUAUUCUGCACCGUCGACAUUUUGUAUUAAUACAUUGUAACUUACUUAUUCAUAUAUUUCAUAUAAA
Molecule: messenger RNA, 3589 nt
Organism: Spodoptera litura
Lineage: Eukaryota; Metazoa; Arthropoda; Insecta; Lepidoptera; Noctuidae
Source: RefSeq, a predicted model, not a curated record